AUGCAGUAAGGGGAGAGCCGGACACAAGCUGCACUGCUCCAAACCAACCACAAUCUGGGAAAAAUGAUUGGCAAGACAAUUCUCCAAUGAGAUGCAGAAGACUUUCAAAGCCCUAAUUGUCAGGGAAGCAGCUGUAGACUGGACACUGGGAAAUGGAAAGUCUGAGGUUGGAGGUCGUGGCUGCACUGUGUGUAUGAGGGGAGAGCAAGAGGAAAGGAAGAGACCGGAUGAAAGAAUAAGCUGACCUUGUCACUCUGAGCCUUGAUUCUACGUGUUCAACUAGGUUUUGGUGGCGAUUCUCUUAAAUCGAGUCAAGAUGGAUGCGAUAGUGGAAACCCCUGAGAUGCCUGCCGUCUUUGAUGGAAUGAAGUUGGCAGCUGUAGCUGCUUUUCUGUACAUUAUUGUACGUUCUUUAAACCUGAAGAAUCCAACUGCUCCACCUGAUCUUCUGUAUCAGGACACUGCUUUGACUCGCUACCUAAUAAAAUCUUGCCCCUUGCUGACCAAAGAGUACAUUCCACCUAUUAUCUGGGGGAAAAGUGGACAUAUCCAGACAGCCCUGUAUGGAAAGAUGGGCCGAGUUAGUUCUCCGCAUCCAUAUGGACUAAGGAAGUACCUUACAAUGCCAGAUGGAGCUACAGCAACCUUUGACCUAUUUGAACCAUUAGCUGAACACUGCACAGGAGAAAAUGUCACCAUGGUAAUCUGUCCUGGAAUAGCCAAUCACAGUGAGAAGCAGUAUAUUCGAACCUUUGUCGACUAUGCUCAGAAAAAUGGCUAUAGAUGUGCGGUACUGAAUCACCUUGGAGCGCUGACAAAUAUUGAAUUGACUUCUCCACGCAUGUUCACUUAUGGAUGCACAUGGGAGUUUGGAGCUAUGGUAAACUACAUCAGGAAGGCUUUUCCUCAAACUCAGUUAAUUGUUGUCGGCUUCAGUCUGGGAGGAAACAUUGUUUGCAAAUAUCUUGGCGAGACUGCAUCCAACCAAGAGAGAGUGAUGUGCUGUGUCAGCGUUUGCCAGGGGUACAGUGCAUCUCAUGCACAAGAUACCUUUCUACAAUGGGAUCAAUUAAGACGGGUUUACAACUUUCUAAUGGCUGACAACAUGAAGAAAAUCAUCCUGUCUCACAGACAUAUACUCUUCGGUGAUGGCAGCAAAGCAAAUCGAGUUUUAGAAGACACAGAUUUAAGCCGUCUCUAUACUGCAACUUCUCUUAUGCAGAUAGAUGAUGUUGUAAUGAGGAAAUUCCACGGUUACAAGACUGUUCAGGAAUAUUAUGAAGCUGAAAGCUGCAUUCGUUAUUUGCACAACAUUCAUGUUCCCCUCAUGCUGGUUAAUUCAGUGGAUGAUCCAUUGGUACAUGACAGUUUGUUAACAAUUCCAAAGACUCUUGCAGAAAAGAAAGAAAAUGUUUUGGUGGUAUUGCCUCUACAUGGAGGGCACCUUGGCUUCUUUGAGGGUGCUGUUCUAUUCCCAGAACCACUAACAUGGAUGGAUAAACUUAUAGUACAGUACUCCAAUGCCAUUUGCCAGUGGGAGAGAAAUAAACCACAGUGCUCUGAUGUGAAGCAGGCUGCUGAGUCUGACCAUAAAUGAAAUUAACUCUUCAACCAUCUUCCCAAAGAGACUUUAGAUUUACCUACAGAGACCAUACUUUUUAGGGGAAUCUUUCUACUUUGUUUUUUGUUUUUUUCUAAUUAGGGGUCUGCCCAUUGUAACUCAACUUGGAAAGAGGCCAUGUUCCCACUGUGAGUCUCUCCAGUCCACACAGUUCUCUUUGCUUUGAUCUCUGAAGUGCAUUAAUUAGUUGUUAUUGUUUUCUUGCUGUAUUUUCCAUUGGGCAGUACAUUUCCAUUUCCAUGUACAGGUAUAGUUGGCCCUAUUGAAGUCAAUAUUAUAUUGAACUUUUUCUUUCUGUAGGAUUUGCUGAGAACUGAAUUCCAGCAAAAUGUUGAGAAUUCUGUUUACAAGUUGUUUUUUGUAAAAGUACAUGUUUUGCAUAAUGGACUGACUGACUAUAACAAGUCAUUGCGUUUUGCAGUAACACACCUGCAUAUAUAUAUAGAAGGAUUUUUGCUUUGGCUAGUGCCUAGUAAGCUUUACGUGCCAGUGGGGGCCGCUGCAACAUUGGGCAGUCCCUUUGCACAUAACAGGGCAAUGACUUGGUGGACAAAUAUCAAGGUAAAGUUUGCACCUACCUAUUGGAGACUGAACCUAAAAUAAGUAUAGUGUUAGAAUGAUAUAAUAUUGUGUUUUCUUUAUUUUUUGACUCAAAGGAACAGCUGUUAAAGAAUAGGUUACCUUUUGGAGCAAAGUCUUUAUGCAGUGGUACCUAUACAAGCACUUCUUUUAUUUUGUUCUGCAUUUACCAAAGCUAAAGUAUGUCAAUAUUUAAGUUGCAUUGAUCUGUUCUUUAGGUUUAGGUAUUUAAUUUGUAAAAGGAA
This is a messenger RNA of Xenopus laevis (African clawed frog), 2445 nucleotides long. It is a transcript of the gene abhd2.S, whose product is annotated as abhydrolase domain containing 2 S homeolog. Gene Ontology annotation, molecular function: acetylesterase activity; short-chain carboxylesterase activity; monoacylglycerol lipase activity. The coding region runs from base 317 to 1597 and encodes 426 amino acids. Lineage: Eukaryota; Metazoa; Chordata; Amphibia; Anura; Pipidae. Gene Ontology annotation, cellular component: sperm flagellum; plasma membrane; sperm plasma membrane. Gene Ontology annotation, biological process: medium-chain fatty acid catabolic process; steroid hormone receptor signaling pathway; acylglycerol catabolic process. The transcript has 12 exons. The record is from RefSeq and is a predicted model, not a curated record.